Cheilinus undulatus (humphead wrasse) is the source of this 2665-nucleotide messenger RNA. It is a transcript of the gene sfrp5, whose product is annotated as secreted frizzled-related protein 5. Bases 446 to 1411 code for a protein of 321 amino acids. Gene Ontology annotation, biological process: negative regulation of canonical Wnt signaling pathway; non-canonical Wnt signaling pathway; canonical Wnt signaling pathway. Gene Ontology annotation, molecular function: Wnt-protein binding. NCBI's taxonomy places the organism in Eukaryota, Metazoa, Chordata, Actinopteri, Labriformes, Labridae. The transcript is spliced from 3 exons. The record is from RefSeq and is a predicted model, not a curated record.
CGGAGCAGAACCACAGCCUCUUAAAACCUAAGGUAGUCCUCAUUACAGCUACAGACUGAUAGACAGAGAGCAGGCAGGGCUGGAGACAGGUCUGAGAGAGGGGCAGGGAAGGAGAGUGAGAAACCGUGAACAGGGAAAGUUAGCCUAUAAGCAGCCCUACUUGUGUGUCCACUCUUCCUUCCCUCUGCUCUACCUGAGGCAUACAUAAACACAAACAGAGGGAGGUGUUGCAGGGAGGCUUAGGGGGCCGACUCUCCAGGGAAGAAGGGAAUUAAACACUUUUGUUUUCAGUCCUCAGCAUCAAUACUCAGGACAAAAAGAAAAGGAUUACAGCUUGUUUGCCUGCCCCAAUUGUUCCUCUCUUCUCUGCAUUUGGUGCUCACUGAGUCACUUUGGAGACUUUGGAUACGACCUUCUUGAACUGUUGGUUGGAGCUCAGAGAGGCAUGGCACACGGACAAAAGAGCCCCAGGUGGGCAUUAACCCAGGGCUCCUUCAGCUUGGCACUGGGCCUGUCACUCUUCUCCCUCCUCCUCCUCCUCCUCACAGUCUCGGCUGCAGAUGAGUACGACUACUACAGCUGGCAGUCGGACAACUUCCACAAUGGCCGCUUCUACACCAAGCAGCCGCAGUGUGUGGACAUACCAGCUGACCUGCGCCUGUGCCACAAUGUGGGCUACAAGAAGAUGAGGCUGCCAAACUUGCUGGAUCACGAGACCAUGCCAGAAGUCAAGCAGCAGGCGGGCAGCUGGGUGCCCCUCCUGGCCAAACGCUGCCAUGCUGACACCCAGGUCUUCCUGUGCUCACUGUUUGCGCCCGUGUGCCUGGACAGGCCCAUCUACCCGUGCCGCUCGCUGUGUGAGGCCGUGAGGGACAGCUGCGCUCCGGUCAUGGAGACCUAUGGCUUCCCCUGGCCGGAGAUGCUGACCUGUGAUAAGUUUCCCAUUGAUAACGACCUCUGCAUCCCCAUGCAAUUCACUGGGAACCAUGCCACCCCGCCACCAGUGUCCAAGGUGUGUCCUCCAUGUGACAACGAGCUGAAAGCAGACAACAUCAUGGAGCACUACUGCGCUAGCGACUUUGCCCUCAAAAUGAAAAUCAAGGAGGUAAAGAAGGAGAAGGGUGACCGCAAGUUGAUUGCAGCACAAAAGAAGAAGAAAGUGUUGAAACAGGGGGUGCUGAGGAAGAAGGACCUAAAGAAACUGACCGUGUACAUUAAGAAUGGUGCAAACUGCCCAUGUGCUCAGCUGGACAGCCUGGGCACAAACUUCCUCAUCAUGGGCCGCAAGGUUGACCAGCAGCUGCUGCUUAUGUCCAUCCAUAAGUGGGACAAGAAGAGCAAAGAGCUCAAGUUUGCCAUCAAGUACAUGAAGUCCCACCAGUGUCCCACCUAUCACACUGUCUUCCAAUGAUGUGACUCAGUUUACUGUUUGCAUGAUUCACCAUCAUUCGCAAAAUAUCACCCAGUUCUCAGUAGAUCUUUAUACCCAUUUCAACGCUGCAACUACAAAAAGUCAGACCCCAGCACACUUAAUUAUUACUCCAAUUCUUUUUCAGAAAAGAGGACACACUGUAGGUUAAUCACAUUUUUAUCUACUCAACUUAUGCAUAAUUCUAAUAGUGAAAGGAAUCACCCUGAUCAGAUCAAUUACAAUUUCACAGUUGAAGAGUACAAAAGAUUGUGCAAUUUUCAACUCCCUUAGAGUUAUGAAACCCCUAACUAGACUAUAACCAAUUUAUUUCCCAAAGAAAAACAGAGGCUGUUAUGCACCCACUCCAGUUUGACUAUGUUUCCUUUGCAAUUAUGCUUUUCUCAUUGGAUUUACUGCCAAUCAAUCACUUAUAUCAAAAUAACUAAAAAAAUUGACUGUAUCUUUAAGAAAUGGUACCUAAGAUUUGAGACAAUUAUUGGAGGGAAAACAUGAUUGAUUAUAGACAGAGAGAACAGGAAUGAUGGGGUUUGUUUCUGUGUAAGAAUAGCAUUUAUACUCCACAUUAAUUCAGACUCUGCAAAGGGCACAAUGGCACAGAGCUCCCAGGAACAACAUCAAAGCAGAGACAUGCCGAUGAUCUACUUAACUGUAUGUUUUAAUGAUGUAAAAAGUAGGCAAUUCAGAUCAAUACUAGAUGAUUAGAAAACUGGCUUUUUGACUUUUAUCCCUGCCGGGAAAGAAGACCAACGGAACGAGACAGACUGAUGGACUGGAUGAUUCUUCCACUGACUUUGUACAGCACCCUUUUUGUGGCCUGAAAGAGGGGAAACUUGAAUACUUUUUGCUUUUUCAAUUGGAGAGAGGAAGGUUGAGGCAGAGGAGACAAUGUUCUGAAAAUGAGUGAAGAAUAAAUGAGGAUGAAAGAGAGAGAGAAAGAGACUCUGGACAGAACCAACAGUGUUGGAUUGAUAAGUCUCUGGUACUCGCUAUUUUUCACUAUCGCUCUUCAAAUGUUCCUUUUUUUUAUACUCAAAUUUUGAAUUUGCUUCAGUUAAACAUAUAUUGUAUAAAGGCAGAAAUCAUACGUACAGACAUAGCACCUGAAUCCACUGUUGCUGUAGCAAUAAAAGAUGAAAAUUUAACUUUUACAAUAUUUUCUAAUCAGUUAACCUGUAAGUAGUCUUGUUACUGAAAUAACUUGUUUUACAAGAAAUGAAUAAAAUAUAUUUGAAA